Molecule: messenger RNA, 3988 nt
Organism: Pseudoliparis swirei
Lineage: Eukaryota; Metazoa; Chordata; Actinopteri; Perciformes; Liparidae
Product: mitochondrial basic amino acids transporter-like
Exons: 2
Coding region: 739-1716 (325 amino acids)
Biological process (GO): mitochondrial L-ornithine transmembrane transport
Cellular component (GO): mitochondrion
Molecular function (GO): high-affinity L-arginine transmembrane transporter activity
Source: RefSeq, a predicted model, not a curated record
CUGAAAUUGAACCCAGAUAAUCUGAAGUUAGUCAUCCGACAAUAAACUGAGAUAUACUUGAGCAAGAUGAGUGGGAUCUUUGACUGUAGAGCUAUUACUAUUAUUAUAAAUAUCUAAAUACUUGUGUUUUAACUCCAGAUUGUGUUUUAUAACGACCGAGUUUUAUGUAUCCUGUAAAGUAUUUUUCUGAACUUCGGGUUACAUCAAAGUUCAGAUCGACAUCUCAACUCAUUUCCCCUUCUGCUUCAGUUCCUGCAUUAGAUAACUGGUGACGCCCUCUAGUCAUGUCUCAAUUAACCGCAUCGUGACGUAUUGUAAUCACUAUAGUUUGUAGAAUUGUUUCAUUUGACCAUUUCUGUAAAACUAACUUUAAUUUGUUGUCAUAAGUCAUUAAAUAUAGCACAAUUGUUUGAAAUUGCCGCAUCCGCUUGGCAGCUCUCGCGACGGUCCGUGGUUCUGGUUGAAGCUCUUGUUCCUCAUGUCGUUUGUCCCUGAGCUUUUGUCUCGGGGAGUCUGAGCAGCAACAGGGUCACUGUGUUGUAGACGAGAGAGAAAUAAACGACCUCUCCAUGGGCGACCUCGUGAGUAUGGUCGAGGUCUUUUUAAAAUGUAUUUCACCCGCUGUCUUGUCUUGCGCUCCAGAAAUAUAUCAAAAGCCCAGAAGCUAUUUUUUUAUUUCUCGUGCAUCCUCGGUUCAGUUUCUUUCCCCUUGUGUUGCAUCUUUUUUAAUAUAUUUUUAUGACCCUCAAAGAAGCAUUCCAAAGCUCCGCCUGCUUGUUGUUUCCCAUUCGGUGUGUGGCGUGUGGUCGUCGUGGCCCCGUUUUGACCCCGUCGUGGCUCCGUUGUGGCCCCGUGACUCUCCUGUGUGACUCUAACCUGAAGCUUGUGCUUCCACAGGUGAGGCUUCAAGUUCAGAAUGUGGACCGACCUCUGUACCGCGGGACGUAUCACUGCUUCCAGUCCAUCAUACGGCAGGAGUCGAUGCUCGGUCUCUACAAAGGCCUCGGCUCUCCGAUGAUGGGCCUGACCUUCAUCAACGCCAUCGUCUUUGGCGUCCAGCGCAACGCCAUGCGCAAGCUCGGCCGCGACACGCCUCUCAACCAGUUCCUGGCCGGCGCGUCCGCCGGGACCAUCCAGUGUGUCAUCUGCUGCCCGAUGGAGCUGGCCAAGACGCGCAUGCAGCUGCAAGGGACCGGAGAGAAGAAGUCCAAGAGGAAGCUGUACAAGAACUCCCUGGACUGCCUGGUGAGGAUCUACAACAAGGAGGGCAUCCGAGGCAUCAACCGCGGCAUGGUGACCACGCUGCUGCGCGAGGCCCCGGGCUUCGGCGUGUACUUUCUGGCCUACGACACGUGGACGCGCUACCUGGGCUGCGAGCCGGACGACCCGUACAUGAUCCCCAAGCUGCUGUUCGCCGGCGGCAUGUCCGGCAUCGCCUCCUGGAUCUCCACCUACCCCGUGGACGUGAUCAAGUCGCGUCUGCAGGCGGACGGGGUGGGCGGCGUCCACCAGUACAGCGGCAUCAUGGACUGCGUCCGGCAGAGCUGGAGGAAGGAGGGGUGGCGGGCCUUCACCCGGGGGCUCACGUCCACGCUGCUGCGCGCCUUCCCGGUCAACGCCACCACCUUCGCCACCGUGACUCUGUUCCUCCUGUACAUGCGCGAGGGAGACGAGUGCAGCGGCCAGGACGCCGAGCCGCAGCCGACCGGCAUGUGAGCCGCUGCGGAGGGAACGGCGGCGGUCCUCGGGGAUCGGAAGAGCGUUUAUCGGGAUGGAAGUCGCGGCUGAAUACAGGUGAUCCGCUCACGAGAGUCCAUGAUGAGAGAGCGGGGCUGAGCCGAGGGACGCCCAUGGAGCGUCAGCCACGUGGCCGUGUGGAUUAUUUAAACAAUAUAGAUUUUAAGAUAACGGUUGCGCUUGCAAAUAUGGUUAACAGUCCAUGUGUUUGAACACUUUGUCUUUAAUGCUGUGUUCAGGUCAGAGGUCAGAGUGUGUUCCCCGCUGUGAGACAUUCACUGACAGUUCCUGGUCUACUAAGUUCAGCAUGCUUGUGAACAUAAAUGUGUUUUUACUGAAACAUUUCACAAAUUUCAAUCGGUUAAAAUGAAUGUGAUUUAAGAUUCAAUUUAAAGAUUUAAAGCUGUUGCGUAAUACAUCGUGACCUCCAUGGUUUCCAGGUCAAGUCGCCCCCUAACUCUUCACUUCCAUAUUGUGUGAACAUGGCAUCUUUUUUAGCAUGGCUACAAAGACAAAGACAGCGUUUUACCAACAUUUAAUAUGAUUGUGUAUGUAGUUCAAUUUUCCUAAUGAGGUCAUAGAAAUUUGAGCCACGGUCUGGAUGCUUUUUAAUUUUCUUUUUAAUUGGAGGAAAUAUCUGCUCUGUUUUAGCCAUUGAAUUAUGUUAAAGAUGGUUCAGAUACAUAACGGGGUUCCUCCGGUCAUGGAAUUUUAAAAUGUUCAUUUCCAGGCCUGGAAAAGUCAUGGAAAAAAACUUAAAUCACAAAAGUUUUGGAAAAGUCAUGGAAAUGUUAUAUUCACAUGUUCAUUUACGCUGAGUUUGAAAUAAUUAAUAUGUUUUAGAAAGGAAGACGCUCAAAAUAUAAGCCGGCGUACGCUCUCAUACUGUCGGCGCAAUUAUUAUUUUUUCUCGUUGCAAGUGAACGCACCUUAACUGAAAAGUUCGCUGGUCAUAGCAACAAAAGCUCAGGAAGCGGUCGGGAUGAAACAUUUGUUUCAUUUAUGGUGUAUUGUAUGAUUUGUAAUUCUCAUUGUUUGAAUACAUUUUUCAAAAUGUUCAUGUAUACACCGAGUUCAGUUUGGUCCUGGAAAUGUAGUUUAAAGUCCUGGAAAUCCAACAUGUCAGAACCCUGCAUAAGCAUGUGAUCAGAUCUGUAAUUAUGACCCAAUCACUGUCCAAAGCCUCUGCUGAUGUUGUUGUUGUUGACGACAUCGUACCGUGUCCAGAGAAAGCACCUUAUGGUAUGACGAGUACACGUACUGGUAGAAACCAUCAGAGUUUUACCGUUGCAAUCGAUUUUAACCGUUCUAUUUAAAAGUCGUGCAAUGCUCUGGUGCGGUGUCGAGGAAUGAUGGUUAAAAGUCGGCUUUUUAAAUCGUGUGCUUCCUGUUUGCGUGUCGGGCUCCGUCUGUUCCCGACACGCUGGCCUGCGCCACCGAGAGGCAGAAGAAGGAAUAGGUCUGGCAAUUUAAAAACAAUUCAGCUGCAGAUUUAGCAUUUUGUAGCUGCUGGUGACGAGUUAAGAAUCCAUCACUUGUCAAGCUUUACUUUUCUGCAAAGACAUAUUAGUAAUGUUGGCGUUUAAAGUUUAAAUAUGAAUCUCCAAUUUAUUUUACAAACUGUUCUCUUUGUCUACUUCUUGACUGGGUAAUCUUUUGACUAACCAAAUAAAGAUAGGACACCUGCUUUCCUCGCUCACCGGGUUAGUCAUAACUCGAGAGACCCCGCCGUGACCUGGAGGCGCCUGACCUCGAGGUCACUCAGCUGCCCGAGUUCACAGACGUUUUACAUUUUCCAGGUUUGAAAAGUAAACCAACCCAACUGCGUUCAUGCAGCAAAAUAAUGCCUUAGUAUCAAAGUUGCUGGAGCUAUUUUCCUUCCACACAUUUUCACGUCUGUUUUUUUCUUUUUAAAGAGUGGCUGCGACUGGUCUGAAGCGGCUUCGCCCAACGACGUCGUACAUACUGUGAAUUUGGGUUUUGUUUUCAUAUCAUCCUUCAAAGUUUAAAAGGGAAUUCUCAAUAGGAUUUAGAUUUUCUUUAGUUGCAAUCUGUGUCUUUGUUUCAUGGUUUUAGUUCUCUUGUGUGGCUGUACUGGUGGGUUAUGCAUGAUUGUUGACAUCUUUGUAAAAGGGCUGAUUUAACUGUAAUGUGCCUUCUGUGCGGUGCCUGUUCAUAUGCAGUGUGCACAUACACUCUGUAGUCCUCUGAGAAUGGUGAAAUAAAAAUCAAUGUAUUCUGGAGUAAACUU